AAAGCGUCGUUAGCCCUCUUGCGGGCUUAAUUUUUUAUUAGUUAGCUGCUAUAGUUGCAGUAGCUAGCUCACUCAUUCGAAGGUCAAUGACAAAGAUGAUCUAUUAUAUUGACAAGAUAGUUGAGUGACGGCACUAACAAUGGAAAUAUGUCCACGAAGAUGGAAGGUAGGCGAGAUCAGGUGGGACCAUUCCAACCAAUUAGAGGGCAGAUAUGCUUGUGAACAGGCACAACUCCGAUUUAAAGAUUUUUUUUCUUUGCCAAAAUGCCACGUGCGUCCACUGUCAGUGCAUUCGUAACAACAUAACCAUUACAUAACUUCUAUAACAUCAAAUAAGCCUCAAGUAGGAAAUGAGCGAUUAAAUGUUUUUGUUAAACAAAUUCGCCACCGUCUCCCAUACAAAAUAAAUACUUCGUGGUCUUAUUUCGUGGACAGAUUUUGAGCGCCGUAAACGCUCUCGCUUCGCCUUCUCUGACGUUCAUCCAUGUAGCUCGAGCUGUAGCAACAACGUUAUGAGUUUUCUGUUCCUGAAAUUAUGCGACGCAGCAAGAAAUGGACAAAAACGUGCGCAAGCUUCGAAGUAAAGAUAUAAACCCAUGCAUUGAAGAAAGUGAUGGCUCUCAGAAAUGUUUGGAUGCCAAUAACUAUGAUAAGAACAUGUGUUCUGCAUAUUUUCUGAGAUACAAAAACUGCAGAAAAUACUGGCACAACCUCAUGGUGAAUAGGAGACGAGACGGCGUGAAGCCUGACAUGCCCACUGCUGAGGAGCGCCAGGAGAUACUAGCUGCCAUUGGAGGCAAGCCCUAUUGAGGCAGUGGCAAGACCAGUAGAAGGAAACACUGGAGUGGGGUGUAGACUAUACUUUCCAGUAAAGCUCUGGGACAGACACCUUCUUUAUGAAGGUCUGAGAGCUCCUCCACACACCUCACCAUUAUGAUGCUGACCGUGCCCCAUGUGAUGCUUGCCACUAAAGGUUGAUGGUGGCAUUGAAACCUGUCAAAUACCGAUAUCAAUGAUCAAAUCACUACAGCCUAAUGCUGUAAUCUGGCAAUGAAUGUGCAAAGCUGGUUAGUAUGAGUGGAGCUAUAUGGAAAAGCACUUCAAGUUGCCUUGAUGAAUCAAGUGUUUUUAAAUAAUCUUUAAAGAAAGAACUGGAAAGACUAUGGACUUACUCACCUUUAUUUGCAAGCCUUGCUAGCAUCUCUGAAAAUAAACUGAAUCUGUGUUUGUAAAAUUAUUUAUUUAGUGUACUUUUUUCACAAUUGCGUAAAAGCAUUUUUUGGAACAAUGUUGUUGAUUUUUACAACAGUCCACAAGACGAGUGUCUGCAAAGACAUUAAUGCAACCAUAUUUAUCUCUGGAGUACGAGCAGACAAAACAAAGUCGUUAUUUGCAGUCACUAAGUCAUGAUCAAAAUUGGUACUAGCCUACAACCAUUGAAAGGUGCAGAAUUCUGUGCGAUUAGUCUCCUUUUAUGCAUAUUUCAUACACAUUACAUGUUUUUAAAAUAAGCAUUGUGUGCAGGAUUCAUUCAUCGGUAUCACAAUCUGUCAUUGUAUUCAGUGCAUAGGCUGGGUUGCUCAUAGUUUUGUACACUCCAUUGCUAUACAUAAUAGGAAAUAAGGUGAAUACAAUGGAGGAACACCACUGAUAUGAACGUAUAGCCUCAAUCCACACCAAAGGUGACCAUGUUGGAGAUGAUUUACUUAGAAGUAACCCAACUUCACUCUGCAUGUCAGCAAUAUUGUACAAAAUCAUACAAGUGAGUCCCCAUUACUUAGAAAUUUCCCGAUAUUGUACAUGGUAUGACACUGAUGGGAUUUAAUUAGAAUUCCGUGCAGUAGUAUUUACUCAUUACCGGAAACAGUUAACGUAAUUGUACACAUUUCUCUUCGGGUGAACAUUUUUUGUUUUGUUAAUAUUCUGAAAUAAAGACUACAAUUCA
Molecule: messenger RNA, 1945 nt
Organism: Oncorhynchus kisutch (coho salmon)
Lineage: Eukaryota; Metazoa; Chordata; Actinopteri; Salmoniformes; Salmonidae
Gene: chchd7
Product: coiled-coil-helix-coiled-coil-helix domain containing 7
Exons: 4
Coding region: 553-810 (85 amino acids)
Biological process (GO): mitochondrial respiratory chain complex assembly
Cellular component (GO): mitochondrion
Source: RefSeq, a predicted model, not a curated record